This is a messenger RNA of Lingula anatina, 1446 nucleotides long. RefSeq names its product fibrinogen-like protein A. The record is from RefSeq and is a predicted model, not a curated record. NCBI's taxonomy places the organism in Eukaryota, Metazoa, Brachiopoda, Lingulata, Lingulida, Lingulidae.
CGUGGCUUAUUCAAUAUUAAUGAGUUCAGAUGAGAGCAAUCAAUAACGGCAAAUUACCGGUCUAGUGUCUACAUCCAACCAAUAAUUUUUAAAAGUGUUUGAUGUACGCUAUUUAGGGAGUAUGACGAGUUUAUAUUGCGCAUAAACACCGCUAGACACUGGUAAGCUGUUGUAGGAAUUUAUACGUUCAUUUUCUGCAAAACAAUCAGGAAGAUUGUGAAUAGGUAACACUUUGAAAACUUUUUCCAAGACGUCUUGCCCUUUCCAAACACAGUGUCGAUGUCGGUGUUGGUUGGCAAGUAUUAACGCCUUCCUUCAAAGAUUAAUUUUUCACGACAGCUCAGUCCAGUGACGCAUAUCUCAUCAUGGGCCUACAGAUACUUCUUAAAACAUCUUUGUUAUCGACAUUGCUUGUACUGCUCACAACGCAACAGAAGGUGAAAUACACACGUGGUAUAGGAACCAAAGACGCCAUUUUACCGUUGUCUGCUUUUAAGAAGGUGACAGCCGAGAGCGCUAUAAGCUGUACAUUGCAAUGUUCUCAAACAAAAGGAUGCCGUUCCUGGAACUACUAUAAAACUAGGAACAGAGACAAUUGUGAACUAAAUUCCCGGAAAGCUCUCAGCACUGACAUAUUGUUACGUCAUGACGGUGGGAUGUAUUAUCAAGACGCCAAGGAAGAAAUGGAUUGCAAUGAUCUGGGUGGUGGCUGGUGGUUUCUUACAUGCACUGGAUUUCACCUAACUGGAAAUUAUUCUGGUUGCAACAGUGCUGGUGGCACAUCUGAUAUGGCAAAGAAAAUGAAAUGCGUGGCCAUUACAGGUAUUAACUGUGACUUUGGGUGCCUACUGCGAGCCGCUACGAUGAAAUUACGGCGUAAUAACUAGUUAUUAACAUGGAUAGGCCUAAUGCUUGGAUAAAAACAUUUCUUUCGUAGAUGGAAGUCAAGAAGCGCCAUUUUGUAGAAGAGCGCAACACGUGUGUAGUGUUAAACUUAACAGCACUUUUAUUUACCACAAUGAUCGUGAUACAUUGCGCACUUAUAUCAUAGACAUGGACAGUACAAACGUAAAUAUCCUGUCUACGCAGCACACGUAUACUGCGUUCGGCAACCGUGUUAAGGCAGUCAGUGGCGAUGCCAAAUAGUACAGACUUAUAUUACGGCCUCGUAGCCUUUACAAUUUUGUCAAGCUAAAACGUUUGGCAAAGUAUGAAAACCACAAGGCUGUUGGUUGUAGUAUCAUUCAUGAUUGUACGGUUCUGCAGCAUUUGGCAUUGCACAGUUCCCGCGGAUUGCGGUGGAUUGCGGUCUUUGUUAAAGCCUCGGUCACAACCGGACGCACGAAUUUCAGGAUCGUGCGUCCAAGCGAUUUUUGGGUGUUACGGAAGCCGUGGAGGUCGCAGAGGUAGAGAAAAAUCUGCCUUGCGAGUCGCAGGGCCACAUGA